Amoebophrya sp. A120 is the source of this 8865-nucleotide messenger RNA. The record is from the annotation of a GenBank genome assembly. Lineage: Eukaryota; Dinophyceae; Syndiniales; Amoebophryaceae.
AGCGGCCCAUCAACAAGCGAAACACGAUAAGAUGAUCUUCUAAGUUGUAGUAGUGCGCCGACAUUAGCCUAGAACAUACCCACGACUACCCUGUUUAACGUGAGUUCUGAACAACCUCUUUCCGAAGUUCGCUUUUCACAUGAGAUUCUGUAAUGAACAUGAUGAAAUUGAUUCUGAUGCACUUUAUAGAAGUAGUUAUAGAGAUGAACUUGAGUAGUUACUAGGCAACCACCCGCCGUACCAACUACGCCGAAAAGGCGGGUACUACUGUUUUAGCAAUCUGCUUGAACAGAUCGAAAAUGAAAAAGAAAAUCAGAGCAUUGUUACAUCACGACGUCCACUCUGAAAAAAAAAAUUAGUUUAGGAGAACAACAACAAACCAUAGAAAAACGCGAACAAAUAAUUCACCGUCUACCUCAUACUCACCGACAGAAACAAACAUAGAUCAAGAAGAUGAUCACCUUGAUGCAGGUAAUCUGGGGGUUUCUCGCCUCCCUCGUGGUCCUCUUCUAUGUGUCGAUGGAUCACGACACGGCCCUCUUUUACUCCCCCGGCGGCGGGUCGACUUCGUCCAGCUACGGCGGCGGCAGGAGUGGGGCAAGCGGCUCCUCGUCCUCUGGAGGAGACGCAGCCUCCGCGGAGGAAGCGCUGUAUGAAAGCCUCAGUUUGGAAAUCCUCAAAGUGGAAAUAAUUUGUAAUGCAAAAAAACGACUUCAGUUGAAGCGCCAUUUGUAGUCGGCGCAUGACAAAUUUCCCGGGCACUCAAAACGUGUCUGUCAUGCUAGUAGUUAGGCAAAGGGGUGCACUUCUCUCGUGCUAAUCAGCACUCCAAUUCUUAACCCGUAGGACGACAAUAGUCGGCUUUCAUUGCAUCCUCUGCAAUACAGUCUUUUUUGCGUCGCAUUUCAUGCAUCACAAAUUAUUUCCACGUUGAGGAUUUGCAUUCUGAGGCUUUCAUACGCUUUCGGCGCGGGGUUUGAUGGCCGGGAAGGUGUGGAAAGAGUCUUUGAAAAACCAACUCGUGCGGUUCCCCGACCCAAUGAAAACACACCCGGAGCUAAUCAAAUUUCUAGAGCAGGACAGCAAGAACAUUGGUGAUAAUGCAAAAUUAGGACCAGAUGCUGGCACAACUGCAGUAUCAUCUGCUUCACGGCGAGAAGAGAUGAAAAAGCGGUUGAAUUUGGUACAAGUCACCUCCUCUUCCGCGGGGAGAAAGGGAAAUGCCGCCGAAGUAGACGACGAAGCGAGUAAAAAAGCGGCCGCGGCAUCAACUAGUUCUUCUUCCUGGUGGGGCUCGGCUGUGCCGGUCAGCGAGUACGAGAAAGAGCAGGAAGCGCGACUGGAAGUUUUAAAGCAGUUCAACUAUGAUGUGACAGUUUUGGAUUUUGAAAACGGAAACUUCGGGCUCGGGGUGAAAAACGGCACGGUGAUUGGAUCGCUACUGGAGGUCCCAUAUCAAAAGGAAAAAUCCCCCCUCCCCAUACUCAAACGGUAUAUUUUUGAAAAUUUGUGAUGCUGGUUUGUGGUCACAGAUCGAGUCUGUCUUGCAAGAAGGCAACUUUGCAGGCUCCGCCGCAUUAUGCAGGCGGUUUGUCAUGCUGCGGGGCCUAAAGCGUGGAUGUUUUUCAAGCUAAGCGCCUAGGCCAAAACCUCUCUGCUCACACUUGGCGCGGGCCUGCAGUGCUCUCCAGCAAGACAGCGCGGAUUUGUGUACACAGAUCCAGCAUCAGAAGUUUCGUUUUGAUAUGGGGAGGGGGGAUCUUUCCUCUUGAUAUCCCCGCGGAGUUCGCCAUUUCCGGGGAGCAAAACGGAGACGAUUCGUUUUUCCAGAAUUUCAAAUUCAACUCUAUGACUUGCUCAAAUGUUACAACCUCAAACGUUACAAUAGAAUCUGGAAUUUGUGUUGCAUGAUGAGCAUGACAGACUCGCACAGCGUUCCACCUUUUGCAAUACAAAUUUCGCCAGAUUGUAGUGGGGUUUCUUGGGGCUGCGGAACUUGUCAUGCGCAAUCCUAUGAGAGUUUGCUGCAUCAUGCACUCUUGCAUCACAGAUUUCCAUAUUCUAUUGUAACGUUUGAGAUUCUAACACCUGAGCGGGUUAUAAACUCCGACGAACACGCGGCGAUUGCGCAGUUGGCCGCCACGUUUUGGGCGCCGAAUGCGGUGGCGCAACAUAAUCGUCAAACCGAUAUUCUGAGUAAAAACUACGUCCCUACCCCAUGGCUGUCGUGCAAAUCUGCAUCCCAAAAAAGUUUCUCAUGCGGAGCCCCAUAAGAAGCAUUUUCUAGCCGCUUUGUGGGAUUGGUGAUGCUAGAAUCAGCAUCAUAAGCUAGAUCUGUGAUGCUGCUGAACUAGCUAAAGAACAGGUUGACGCUACGAGGACAUCAAGCUGACUUGUCUAGCGAAACAACCAAAGCUUGCUGGUUUGUCUAGCAGUUUUCCCAUCUGGACUCUGGUCGUGUGGGGACGUUUUUAGUCAGGAUACUCGAGAGCACCAGCAAAAAACUGGACUCAACCAGCACCGCCGCAGACGGAUCUUCGUCGUCGUCGUCCACGGAUCAGGUUGAGGAAAAAUCUUCCGAACAACAGGGUCCAGCCAAGCACGACUACAGCCAGUACGCCGAAAAGAUGCGGGACACUCUGCUUCCCAUCCUGCCAAAGCUCGAUUGGCACCGGACCCGGGGCAUUUUCGCGAUCGACCGGGAGGAGUUUAAAAUCAUUGCGAAGGGCACCAGCAUGGAGAACUGGCAAAACGAGGCCUUGCGGGUAACGGACGAGGUGCUUAUGAAUUGCAAAAGUACUAGCGUACUGGUGGUGGUAAAAAACUGCAAUACAAAUUAGGUCAGCAAGACAAAUGUUAUGUAAUUUGUCAUGCUGCUUGAGCUUGGAAUAAAAGGGAUUUGUCAUGCACUUGUGCAAUUGCAAUUGGUGCUUACCAGUAGCAGUGCGACACGUUUGCAAUGCAUAGUGCUUGGUGGAUUGCAUUUGUUUGACGAGUACCGAAACUUGACGAUGGACCAUAUUCGCUGGGCGUAUCUGCUGUGGAAAGCACACUCUGUCGAGGUGGUGGAACUAGAUGACGGCUCGGACGACUACGACUUCUUGCAAGGGUUGCAGAAAAUCUACUACCGACCGCCAAAGCCACUUGAACAUAACGAUGAAACCAUGACAGAAGGGCCUGACGGGCAUGACAGCACCACCGGCGCCGGUGGAACUGCAGCCGGCGGUGUAACAACUGAAACCGCAAGCGGCAAGAAAGACAAUAAAGACGAAGACAGCAGCAGCUCUUCCACAGAUAAGAAAUCGUCCAAAAACAAAUCCAAGGAUAAGAAAUCGAAGAAAAAGAAGGAUAAGAAGAAGAAAAAGGACAAGAAAAACAAGGAAAAGGAGAAAGAUUCUACUUCGUCAUCUACGGCGGGAGACAGCAAAGACGCAACUACUUCUUCGACUUCUGAUACCGUCACGACAACCACGAGUUUAGGUGGAAAUAAAAAGCCCGCGACAAAAAUCGACCGACAGGAGCUAAAUUUGUACCAGAAAAAGUUUUUCCGAGCGGUGAAUAAUAAACCGAAGAAGAAAAAGCGCGUUUUCCUCCCGGCGACCAUUUUCAUCCGCCCGAAUUUACAGGGGAAUGUCGCGGUCACGAAAAUUAUGUCGACGUCCGAUGACAACAACAAGGGCUACUACAGCCUCGUAGUCGGCUCCAAAAUCACCCAGAACACGUACGCGUCAUCCCCACUUUACAGCCGGAUGAACCACAACUACCACUACCCGAAUGUGCACACCACGCUGCAGACGGGGGAAGAAAUCUUCACCCACGCCCCGGACUUGACCGACGCGAGUGCUUUGUGCUUUUACGGGGUGUGGUUCACCAAGAAGCACCGGAUGUUCGUGCAGCUGCCCUUGCCGAACAACAUGAGCACGGUAAACUUCAUUCCCACAGAGGAUUAUCUGUACUCAAAAAUGUUGCGUGGUGCAAGUGGUAGAGCCGUGUCGGGUCGUGAAGAUGGAAGUGGGUCGGUGAAGAAUAGCACUUCUGACGAUGAUUCGUCGUUCUUGAACAAGACAUCCAGUGAAGGAGCGGAUGCCGUCGAAGGUAUUCAGGAUGUUGCUGGAGACGAUUCGUCCAGCGGGGGCCCGGACGGCGCAAGUAGAACGGUGACCUCGAACGGCACAACGUCUUCGAACGACACAACCUCCAGUGAAAAGAACAGCCUGAGUGGGGCAAAUAAAAACACUGCUGAAGAUAUCGCAAGAAAAAAGUGUGACAGUUACACAUGGUGCUGUUGCAGGCCAAGCAAGACAGACAAGCUCUGUCAUGCCGGAUAUGCAUACAAGCCUCGUUUCAUAGGUGUUUUCCCGUAGGAUUUCUGCAUUACAAGUUUUCUCACUCAUGCAGAGAAAUUUGCGUUGCUGAUUUCACUACAAAUGUGUAACUGUAACACUUUUUUCGUGGGAUAGAACAACAACAUCUUGAGGACGCGACGCAGUUUAUCCAGCAAAACCAGGACUUCUACAACACCUUUUACAAGUUUUUCCUCGAAGAAACCUGCAAUUACAACCAGCAGACGAAAACCUGGGGCUUCCACUUGACGGGCUCCUUAGAAACGUUCAACACCAAGCACGUGGCGAAUCCCCCUCUCAGCAGCUACCGGGACUUCCAUGGCUACCGUGACCACGAUAUUCGGGCCUUCUACACCGCAGCGCUCGCGCAAGCGAUCCGCAGCAGCCGGGCGGAAGCGGAACAGGAAAAGAAUUCGAAGCUGAAUAAUUACAACAACGAUAACAACUACAAUCGAGGUAGUGGUGCUGCUCAACAUAUUUCGUCGUCGUCGUCUAGACCACCACAUUUGCAAAAUCCAAAUCCUCAACAAAAUGAUCCUGAGCCGCUCUACAGCUUAUGAACUGCAAAAGCAUUGCACUCGUACUAAUUGCAAGCAUGCAUGACAAAUCAUCUUCCUAAGGUAAAACAGCAUUACAGAUCCCAUUUUUAAUGCGGAGGGAAUUUGUGAUGCUAUUUAUACUAGUGCGCUGCUUUAUUUGAAGUUCAUACAGCUCGUUGGUCAACCAGGACGAUGAAUCUACGAGUUUCAAUACCAAACAAAAAAGUGUUAACGUUAACGGUUUUCAUAGAUUGCAAAUAUGCAUCACAAAUUUUGCUUAGCAUGCAUGCUAUGCAUGAUAAAUUUGGGCACGUUUUGUGGUGCAUUACUGCAUCACAAGUUAUUCCGUUAACGCCAACACUUUUUCCCGUGAUAUUCAAAACGAUGAGCGCGUGCCUACGGUUCAUGCUGUACCCGAAGAAGAUGAAGAAAAUUUUCAACCAGUUCAUUGCGAGUCUUUUUGUACCUGUUUCGAAGAAGAUGAAGAAGAUGACGACGACCAGCACCGCGAAUAAAAUUGCAGGUGGCAAUAUCAAGAAGAAGGACAAAAAUGUUGAAAAUAGUUCAUCUGACAAUGCCGAGUUUCGGCAUUUGUUGAAACAACAGGCUUUCAAGAACUCCAACUCGCUCGCGCAGUCCUUAGCCCAGUUUGCCGCUUUUGACCCGACUUUGUCGUUGGCGAAUUCGGACCCGAAAUUGGAGGGGUCGAUCAUCCUGGAAGCGUAUCAAAUGUAAAAGUGUCUGGGUCUGGAAGAUAAAGAUUGCCAGGCUUGUCAUGCACGUUUUGCAUGACCCAUGACGUCUGUGAUGCAUGCCCUAGCAUCACAGAUUUUCUGAGGGCCUCGCGAUGCCUAUUCCGCAUGACAAAUGCCCUCUCCGCGUAGCAAAAAUUACACUCCCUUAUUUACUGCUUAUGCAAUACAGAUUUUUUUGGAAUCCAAAUUCAGCAUCACAUUCCAGACCCAGACAUUUUUACAUUUGAUAAAGCGGCGAAACUGGUGCAGCCGAAGCUGGAGGAGCUGUUGACCACGAACAAAUAUGCAUUGCAAAAGUAUCGUGCUCGUACUAAUCGCAGUCAUGCAAUACAAAUUUACUUCUCAAGCCAAAUCCACAAGGCAAAUUUCAUUUCUCAUGCUCAGCAAAUUUGUCAUGCGAUUUUUACUAGUACGAUGCGUUUGCAUUCUUGCAUAUCAAGAAAAUCCGCAUGAAAUUCGCGUCGGACUACGUCGCGAAGCGCCCAACCGCGAAGGUCCGGGAGGCGGAGAUCAUUCUGCAGGUGCAAUUGCUCAAACUGAUCAAUGACGCGGCGCUAUUGACGGAGAAUCAAGAUUUGUACGACAAUUUGAUGCUCGCGGUCUACUACAACGAGGGCAUGCUGAAGGAAACCGAGGAAGCAGUAUCAAAUGCAAAAAUGUCUGGGUCGGGGAGGAUGGAUCUUGUCAUGCUAAAGCUGAAUCAUGCAAGAAAUCUGUGUUGCGUGAUUACCAACAGCCGUCGUUUUUUACCAAGUUGAGAGGGAUUUUCUCAUGCAGGAUAGGCAUGCUAGAGGUCCCACAGAGUUUGUCAUGCUAGGCGCUGCAUUCCAGACCUCAUGAGUCAUAGAAAACCUGCAUGACAAUCUUCCAGACCUCCCAGACAUUUUUACAGUUGAUAAGCGGUGCCAACGCUUUACACCAAAUACGACAAAUUUGUCAGCAACGUGAAGACCGUUCAGGAGAAAGAGCAGGAAUUUGUAAAAAAGAAGAAGGAGGAGAAGGAAGUGGAGCUGUUAUGAAAAUGCACAACUCCCCCUCCCCCUCAUUUAUCAUGCAAAGUGCCUAAAGAUUUACGCCUUGGUUCUUAGCACUGUUUGCAUGACAAGUUUUGGUAGCCCAAAUAGCACUCUACUCCAGUGCAAAUUUGUCAUGCAAAACCGGCAUUCUUGCUGAUGCUUGUACGAUUGCCGCCCAUGCUAUACAAAUCAGGGGGAGGGGGAGUUGUGCACUGUUAUAGGUGUUUGGCGAGAUUCAGAAGGAAGGGGCGGAUUACAACUUGGAUGGCGAACUACAGGACGAUACUGUUUUAGAAGACGAAAGUAUCAAAGCGGAAGCGGAUGCUGAAGCUCCUGGCACAUCAACCGAAGAACAUGAAGAGGCCGAAGCUGGUGGUAAUAGAAUUACGCGGGACAUCAAAGAGGACAAGAUGAAGGACAAUAAAUCAGAGGAAUCCGAAGACGAGACAACAGACAGCACGACUCCACCUAUUGCAGCUGAUGAAGGGGGCCUCCACGCUAAAACAAGUACAAGAAAAUCAAAAUCUUCCAAGCGCCGACGCGGGAAGAAAGAUCGGAAGCAGGUGAAGACCGAAACUGACAAUCUCGACGAGGAGGUGGAAGAACAGGCUGACGGCGCAAACGACAGUGGUGAGGAGGUUGUGAAAGGAAAAUCUGCAAAAUCUACUUCAAGAGCAUCUUCCGCAGACAAGAACAAACGUAGUCGUUCUCAGGAUCGUGACAAAGAUGUCGACACGGCGUCCGGCGAAGAUGAUGGUCUUCGUGGUGCUGCAAAGAAUGCAGAUGAAAGUGAAACUCCAAACGACCCUAAGCGCUCUUCAAGAAGUACCCCCGAGUCCGAGAAGGAGUCCAUCGCAGCACGCAGGAAGCUAUCCACAGGAAAUUUCCUGUACACGACGUACAAAUGCGGGCUCCGCAUGACAAAUUUGGGUUUCGAUCCUACUUUAGCAUGACACUCUGAAUUGGGCUUGAACUUUGUGAUGCAUCUUGUACAUGUGCGGGAAAUUUGUAUUGCAUAGAAGCGAAGCGAAGCGCUAAUGGCGCAGUUAGAGGCUGAGAACGAGGCGAGGAGGCUUGGCGAGGUGGUGGAAGAGGAGGACGUUAGUGACGUUUUGCGGAAAUUGCGGGAAGAGCAAGCUGCUGAGACGACCGGAGGCAGCAAGAGGAGCCUAGACGACAAGAAUCUUCCGAACAACAAUAAACGGGGUAAGAAAAAUAAAGGUUCUUCGUCCUCGAAAAACAAGAACCAACAAGGGAAUUCGAAUAAAAACCACGGGAGCGUCGACGCCAGCAGUGACAAUUCAGGGGCAGCUGCAGGAGGUGCUGGUAAUAGUUCCAAGAAGAAAGAUAACGGUACGUCGAAAAACAACAGAAAGAGCGAAGGUAAAAUGAACCGCAACGGCGGCAGUAGCGCAUCAACGUCCGACUCCGAUGGGAAGGCGGGAGCAACAGCAGGAGAAACUGGCGCAGCUAAUGGCGACGGAAAUAAGCGGUCCGCAGGAAGUGCUGGUGCAUCUUCAGCCUCUUCAGGGACCACGAGCAUCAAAACGAAAAAGGGUAACAAGCAGCAAAACGAGCAGGAUAGUAACCCGGAAGAGGAGCUGUUAGCGUCGUUUUCUGCAGAAGAACUUCAAAUGUUCCAAGCCUCCACCGCUGGGGUGCCUGGCAGUGCCAGUACGUCGUCCACCGGUUCUGCUGGGGCAAAGACCGCGAAGGCUGUGGGGGAUAGUGCUGCGUCGUCCCAGAAAACAAGCGCCAGUGGUAGUGGCGCCGGGGGGAAGAACGGGAAGAAAGCGGCGAAUGGAGGAGCCGGGUAUGAUGGGACGAGCAAGAUGAAAAACGGUGAAGAGGGACGCGAAGAUGCUGGGAAGAAGAAAGCCAACGGGGCUGCAGGGCCAGGGGCGGACGGUGAGACGAAGAAGGGUGCUGGGUCUGAUAAUACCUCGUCGACCAAGUCUUCCAAGAAGAAAAAUGGUGGCGCGAAGUGAAGAUCUGUUGACUACACAUGAUGGCGUCAAGGAGCUUCUUCAGUGACAAUAUCAGAUGAAGUAAAAGUACUAGUAAUUGAUGAAGAUGAAACAGACCCCAGUGUUGUACCAUUUGAGGCUAGAAAACUGAUGAUGAAGCACGCUAAGGAUGACACUAGAGUAGACGCAAACGAAACAUGACGAAGCAGCUACCUAUUAACGUCUAUUAAUUUCAGAAAGAAGGA